GCUACCAAGAUGUCAUGCAUGUACCUACCGUAUUGUGCUAAAUAUAUAUAUUCUCUUUAUUUAUAGCGAUGUACGAACUUUGCAACUGUCUUAACGAACAUCAGAUGCAGAGUUUCACAAUUCUGCAACGCAUCUUGUAGCUAGCGCGGCAUAAUGGGGGAAAACAAUUCCAGGGAGAGCUAGAAUAACUAAUUCAUCGGAGCCCGGAGAUUAACACAAUUGGACAAUACACAUAGAUAAACAUAGGGCUAUUAAGAAAUCCAAGAUGUGGCGGAAUCUAUGGAAAUUAGCGCUUGGUACAGACUUCGGAGAUGAUGAAUUUUUCGAACCUUUUACAGCAAGUCUCGUGUACUUCUCGUUUGUAAUGGGAUUAGGGAUCACUCUCCGGAUUCUUAAUAGAAUGUUUUCUCCAGAAGCUUUCAAAGAAUACAUUGCGGAUUUCCUGGCUACAAUGGAAAUGUGCGCCUAUUUCUUUGAGAACAAUUUCAUUUUUAAGCACUACGGCUCCGUAUGGCUGUUUAUCGCUGUUGUCAUUGAGUGUUUCAUCGCCAACAGAACAUAUUUUGGUGCAUCUGAAAAUCCGGUAAAAGCUUUUUACCAAUUUUGUAACCGCGAAAUAGGACUCACUACGGCUAUUCUAAAAAUAGCAGUACAAACCCUAGCAGGUUUGGCCUCGUAUCGUUUGGCAAAAUUAGUCUGGUCCCUUGAUCUGGUCCCCGACCACAGGGAAAGAUUUUACGAACAAGAAUGCGCUUCUGACCUUAACGUGACCUUACUUGUGGGCAUGUUGGUGGAGUUUGGCGCCACUCUAAUUGACACGUGGUUAGGGAUGCAAGUGUUGAUGAAAAAUUCAAUAGCAGAUGAGUUAAUAAAACUUAGCAAUGGAUCCCUGAUGAUUGUAAUGGGUAUUAACCUCACCGGGAUGUACUUCAAUCCAGCUAUGGCCACCGGGCACCUAUUUGGUUGUAAGGGGGCGGAGGCAUGGGAACACUUCGUGGUUUACUGGAUCGGCCCGUUCAUUGGCUGCUUCCUAGCUAUGGUCCUAGACCGGAUGUUACACAUCGACGCCACUGCAACUGCACUCGACCAAUCAAAAAAGAAAGAUUAAGCACCAUCUUUUCCCCGCAAUUUUUUAAACAUAGAUUCCUAUGCAUUCCCUACUGACUAAUACUUUUUUUAUAUUGUUAAUAUGUUGAUGUUUUCCCCAUAAAGGAUUGUUACAGAAUA
Molecule: messenger RNA, 1227 nt
Organism: Saccostrea cuccullata (small rock oyster)
Lineage: Eukaryota; Metazoa; Mollusca; Bivalvia; Ostreida; Ostreidae
Product: aquaporin-11-like
Exons: 3
Coding region: 266-1108 (280 amino acids)
Biological process (GO): transmembrane transport
Cellular component (GO): cytoplasm; membrane
Molecular function (GO): channel activity
Source: RefSeq, a predicted model, not a curated record